Messenger RNA from Magnolia sinica, 10346 nucleotides. RefSeq lists its product as uncharacterized. Lineage: Eukaryota; Viridiplantae; Streptophyta; Magnoliopsida; Magnoliales; Magnoliaceae. Gene Ontology annotation, molecular function: cysteine-type deubiquitinase activity. The transcript is spliced from 28 exons. The record is from RefSeq and is a predicted model, not a curated record. Gene Ontology annotation, biological process: protein deubiquitination. Bases 127 to 9909 code for a protein of 3260 amino acids.
GGAAUUUCCAGCUCUGAUUUAAGAGGAGAUGGUAACAAACAUUGGGUGGAGGCAUAUCCCGUCCCACAAAGCUGGCCAUCUGUUGAUGACCCCAAAUGUGCGAAACUCCUUGAUGGAAUUCAUGGCAUGUUUCAGUUGCUUCUGAAGCAUAAAUGUCUUGCUGAUACUCACCUUAAGAAGGUGAUACACUACACCAUGGAUGAGCUACAUGGCCUUGCGCCAGGUUUGCUAUUGCUAGACCAUGGGCUAGACCAAACACCUGCCUGUAUUCGAUUCUUGGAUGCCACCCAGCUUCAGAAUGUGCUCGACUUAUUGCAGGAGCUCUCUAAUUCGUGUCAGUUAUGCAAAGAAUCUGAUAAGACCACCUCAGCAGAUGAUACCCAGGGCGUCGACACUCGGGUGAUUGAUGUUUUAGAGGGGAUUAAUCUCAGUUGUGAUACCUCUCAUCUCAUUUCAAACAAGUUUUUGUUGACAGGCGAGACUCAUAAAGCUGACAAUGCUAGCAUGGGUGAGAAAGUUUCUGUUCUCAGUGAAGAUGGAGGCCCAGGUGGGGAUGCCUUUGUAUCCUGGUUAUUCGCCUCGUAUUCGGCUGAUGCAGAAGCUGUGUCAUGGACUCAUCUGAGGGAAGACAAAAGUCGUUGCGGAACAGAGAUUCUUCAAGAGCUUGAGAAGGAGUUUGACCACUCACAGAAACUCUGCCGGGUGAAAUGCGAGUAUCUGUGCUAUAUGGAGGCUUUGUGUACUCUUCUAGAUCUCUGUUAUGAAGAAUUUAAGAAAAGGCAUCACUCUGUGGAAUAUGUCGCGCAAAGUUUUGAGGCUCUCUUGCGGAAGCGGCAGGAAGAGCUUGUAGAAAGCAAAGAUAAUCCAGUGCUCAUCAAUAUUAAGUUCGAGGAGAAUGCUAUUUCGCUUGUUCUUAAAGAAGAAGAGGCUUUGAAUGUUACUCAAUGUGGACAACCUGGCCUCACUUCACAUGUAUGUGAUUUGGAGUCCAGCAACAAGGAGGAUUCGAGAAUGCUGGACAACCUGUAUCAAGCUGACAAGAGCAUACUAUUAGGAAUCCGAACACACGGCAGCAAGUUCUCUCUGGAGAUCUGUAGACUUGAUGCAAGGAUCAGGCAGAAACUUACUGCCAUGCAGCAGUUGGAACGUGAGCUUGGGGCCAUGUCUUCCUUUGAUUACAGGGAAAUUCUGUUCUUCCUCAUCAGGCCAUUAUGGAGGGCACAUUUGGAGGAUCUAGCAGACAAAAAUGCCAAAGAGAAAUCUGAUGCUGCUAGAGAAGCCCUUUCACCGGAGCUUACACUUGAGGCCAAAAACAAUAUCAACAAAGGAGGUGAUAAUUCAAAACAUUUCGAACACUUUACCAAAAAACAAAAGAAGAACAAAGCGAAGCCACCUGCCGCACCCCCGAAAAAACCACCACCAGCCCCACCUGGCCUCACCUCUUCCGUCCAAGAUGAGCCUUCCAAUCAAUCCAAACCCACCACCACAACCCCAAUUCCCGAAUCUAUCAAGAACGAGUGUAAGCAGGCCCUCAACGCACAGGAAGAGCGGCGUAAGGAGAUGAGGCUCCUGCGGCAGAAACUGGAUGAACCAAAGCCCCAGCAAGAUGAUGAUCAAAUCUUCUUUGAAUCUUCUUCUGGUCCUCAACAAAGACUGGCCAACAAGCGGAAGAAUGCAGAACUUAAGAAGUGUAUUAACUGGCUCCAAAGGAUUAUUCCAAUUAAAAAUUAUUGGAACACGUUGAGUGUCGAGAAGAGACGGAGUUUUCUUCAAGUGAGUUUUCACGAUCUCAGGGCCCACUACGUCUUAGAAGAUGAUGAGUUAGCAGUGGAUAUGAUUUCGGAAUCUCUCUCGUAUGCCAAGAAUAACAAGACCUUGAAGUUCUGGUUGUGCUGUUAUUGCAGUUCUGGAUUCAACGACUGCGAAUCCCACAAGCAUCAUGUGUGGAUGCAUAUUGGCAACCUGGUAACGAAAUUAUGGAAAGUCAUGCCUGAAGUGCCGGACGGUGGCUCGGUAGAUAUGAUUCUCAAUGGUUGUUGGAAACCAGUCGAUCUCAAUGCAGCUAUGAAAAAUCUCGAAAAUCAGGCGAUACACCAAUCUCUCACAACAGCUGACAACAUCAACCAAAGAUGGCCAUUGAUUAAUGAUCCCAAACGUACCAAACACCUUGAAAGCAUUCAGUUCAUGUUUCAGUUGCUUCUGAAGCAUAAGUGUCUUGCUGAUAGUCAUGUUAAGAGGGUGAUACAAAGAGCUAUGAACGAGCUCCAGAAUCCUGCGCCAGGUUUGGAAUUGCUAGAUCAUGAGGUGGACAAAACACUUGCUUGUGUUUGCUUCUUGGGUGCAGACAAGCUUCCGAAUAUAUUCCUCUACUUGCAGGCUCUCUGCAAAUCGUGUCAGUUAGGCAAAGACUCUGAGAAGACUACCUCAGCAGAGGAUACCCAUGGUGUAGACGCUCUGGUGAGUGAUAUUCUAGAGCGGAUUGCGCUCAGUGACGAUUCAACUCAUCUCAUUUUGAAUGAGUUUUUGUUGGCAGCUGAGACUGAUUCUAAUAAAGCUGGAAAUGCUGCUCUCAGUGAAGAUGGAGAGCCAAACUGGGAUGACAUUUUAUACGGUGUAUUUUGCCCUUCUCCGACUGAUGUAGAACUUUUAUCAUGGACUUAUCUGAGGGAAGACAGACUCCGUCGGGGAAAGGAGAUUCUUCAAAAGCUAAAGGAGGAGUUUGAUCUCUUCCAGAGCUUCUGCGAAGAGAAAUUUAAGCAUCAGUGCUAUAUGGAAGCUUUCAGUGAUCUUGAAGAUCUCUGUCUUGAAGAAAUUAGGAAAAUGGAACAGUACGCUGUGGAAUACGUACCUCAAAGUUGGGAGGCUGUCUUGAGGAAGCGGCAGGAAGAGCUUGCGGAAAGAAAAGAUGAUCCAGUUCUCAUCGAGAUUGGGCGGGAUGCUAUUUCAACUGUUCUUAAAGAAUAUCAGGCUUCGAAUGUUACGUCCAACAACAAGGAGGAUUUGAGAAUUCAGGACAACCUGCAUCAAGUUGACGAUAGACUAGUAAUAGUAAUCGGAAAACAAAAGCAGUCUUCAGAUCUGGAGAUGAGUAGACUUGAUGCAAGGAUAUUGCAGAAGUCUGCUGCCACACAGCAGUUGGAACGUGAGCUUGAGGCCAUCUCUACCUAUGAUUACCGAGAAAUUCUGUUAUUACUCGUGAAGAAGUACUUGCGGGCACAUUUGGAGGAUCUAAUAUUUAAAGAUGCCAAAGAGAAAUCUGAUGCUGUUAGUGAAGCACUUUUUGCCGAAAGCAAUGUCAACAAAGGAGGUGAUGAGUCAAAACAAAUACAGGCAAAGUCAAAGAAAAAGAAGAAGAAGGAUUAUAGGAGAGCUAAGAAUUCAAAGGUUUUCAGCUGUGGCGUUGAUCAUGGCAAAGAGAUUCUCAGCCAUCAGGAAAGUAAAGAGCAAGUACCCAGUCUCUGUUCUGUGCAUUGCUGCAGUGCCUUGGUUGGUGCAAGUGAUCUUUAUCAGAGAGAGUCCGAGUUUGUAGCUACUGAAAGUGUUGAUGACCUGAAACAACUAGAAGAGGAGCUUGAAGUAGCUGAAAGAAAGCUUGCGGAAAAGCUUGAGUAUCAAAGUCGAAUCGAAAAUGAGGGUAAACAGAAACGCCUCGCAGACAAAUCUCUGGGUUCUUCAGUGGGCUUGUAUACAGGAUCUGUUGAGAGGAUUGCAGUCCCUGGCCCAUCGAACGAGGGAGUUUCGGAGGAUGGUCUUUCACCGAGUGGAAGGCAAGCUCAUAGUCAGAGCCCUACCAGUGAUGGACAUUCUCUAACCUUAUCUGAGAAGGAAAACCAUGAAGUCAGCCCUUCUCAAAUUGACGAUGAAAGAUUCCAAGCUGACCUUACGAAAGUUGUACAAGAGAGGCUUGAACCUCAGAAGAUUACGGAUCCAGCCCACAAGAUUAUCGCAGUUCGAAAGUAUUGGAACGUGUUGAGCGUCGAGAAGAAAUUGAGUUUGCUUUUAGUGAGUCAUCACGAUCUUCAGGCCCACUACAUGUCGGAAGAGAAUGGGUUGGCAGCAGAUGUGCUUUCGGAAGCUCUCUCAUUUAUUGAGAGUAACGAGACCUGGAAAUUCUGGGCGUGCUGCUUGUGCAGUGAGCAAUUUGCUGACUGCGAAUCCCAUAAGCAGCAUGUGUGGGUGCACAUUGGAGACCUCCUGAAAUUGCAGCCAGUCUUGCCCAAAGAGGCUGACUGUGGCUGGGCUGAUAUGCUUCUCAAUGGUUGUUGGGAACCAGUUGAUCUCCAUGCUUCAAUAAAAAUUCUUGAAAAUCAGGGGACACAUGAAUCUCUCACAACCGCUGACUCCUCUGAUGUUGGCACUCAUACUAAUGGGAGCAACAGGGAUUGUUUAUGUGAAUUCUUUUCCACCAUUGCACGGCUUCCAAAUAAAAUCUGUUUACUUUCAAAAAAGAAAAGGGAAUUUUCAUCUGAUGAUAGGGGCUCAAAAGAUGUGUCGGAAGUUCGAGUAGUGGAUGGGGAGUCUAAGGCAGAAGUGGUAUGCAGUGGACAUCUUCCAGAUAGUGGAAACUGUAAUGGCAUUUCCAGCUCUGAUUUAAGAGGAGAUGGUAACGAACAUUGGGUGGAGGCAUAUCCCAUCUCACAAAGCUGGCCAUCUGUUGAUGACCCCAAACGUGCCAUACUCCUUGAUGGAAUUCAUGGCAUGUUUCAGUUGCUUCUGAAGCAUAAAUGUCUUGCUGAUACUCACCUUAAGAAGGUGAUACACUACACCAUGGAUGAGCUACAGGGCCUUGUGCCAGGUUUGCUAUUGCUAGAUCAUGGGCUAGACCAAACACCUGCCUGUAUUCGAUUCUUGGAUGCCACCCGGCUUCAGAACGUGCUCGACUUAUUGCAGGAGCUCUCUAAUUCGUGUCAGUUAUGUACAGACUCUGAGAAGACCACCUCAGCAGAUGAUCCCCAGGGUGUUGACACUUGGGUGGUUUUAGAGGGGAUUAAUCUCAGUUGUGAUUCCUCUCAUCUCAUUUCAAACGAGUUUUUGUUGACAGGCGGGACUAAUAAAGCUGAAAAUGCCAGCAUGAGUGAGAAAGUUUCUGUUCUCAGUGAAGAUGGAGGGCCGGGUCGGGAUGCCUUUUUAUCCUGGUUAUUCACCUCAUCUUUGGCUGAUGUAGAAGCUGUGUCAUGGACUCAUCUGAGGGAAGACAAAAGUCGUUGCGGAACAGAGAUUCUUCAAGAGCUUGAGAAGGAGUUUAUCCACUUACAGAAACUCUGCCAGGAGAAAUGUGAGCAUCUGUGCUAUAUGGAGGCUUUGCGUACUCUUCUAGAUCUAUGUUAUGAAGAAUUUAAGAAAAGGCAUCACUCUGUGGAAUAUGUCGCUCAAAGUUUUGAGGCUCUCAUAACGAAGCGCCAGGAAGAGCUAGUAGAAAGCAAAGAUAAUCCAGUGUUCAUCAAUAGUAAGUUUGAGGAGAAUGCUAUUUCGCUUGUUCUUAAAGAAGAAGAGGCUUUGAAUGUUAUUCAAUGUGGACAACCUGGCCUCACUUCACAUGUACGUGAUUUGGAGUCCAGCAACAAGGAGGAUUCAAGAACUCUGGACAACCUGCAUCAAGCUGACAAGAGCAUACUAUUAGGAAUCCGAAUACACGGCAACAAGUUCUCUCUGGAGAUCUGUAGACUUGAUGCAAGGAUCAGGCAGAACCUUGCUGCCAUGCAGCAGUUGGAACGUGAGCUUGGGGCCAUGUCUUCCUUUGAUUACAGGGAAAUUCUGUUCUUCCUCAUCAGGCCAUUUUGGAGGGCACAUUUGGAGGAUCUAGCAGACAAAGAUGCCAAAGAGAAAUCUGAUGCUGCUAGAGAAGCCCUUUUACCGGAGCUUACACUUGAGGCCAAAAACAAUAUCGAUAAAGGAGGUGAUAAUUCAAAACAUUUCGAGCACUUUACCAGGAACGAAAGUGCUUCCUUAGAUAACAGGGGAUUUAUGGAUAAAUAUCAUUUAGUGGCUCUGGUUGAAUUGGAUGUUUUCUAUUAUGAGCAACACUAUUGUUGCUUUGCUUACAGUCGUGAGCAUGAACAGUGGAUCAUGUACAAUGAUACAACUGUGAAGAGCAUGCCGCGUAAGAAGAACAAAAGGAAGCCGGCUGCCGCACGCCCGAAAAAACCACCACCAGACCCACCCGGCUUCACCUCUUCCGUACAAGAUGAGCCUUCCAAACAACCCAAACCCACCACCACAACCCCAAUUCCCGACUCUGUCAAGAACGAGUGUGAGCAGGCCCUCAACCCACUCUGUCAAGAAAAUGAUGAUCGAAUCUUAUUUCAAUCUUCAUCUGGUCCUCAAGAAAGACUGGCCAGCAAGCAGAAGAAUGCAGAAGUUGAGAAGAUCACUACCGAGUGGAUCCAAAUUUUUAAUCGAGUUCAAAAGUAUUGGAAAUCGUUGAGUGUCGACAAGAGAGGGAGUUUUCUUGAAGUGAAUUUUCAGGAUCUGAAGGCCCACUACAUCUCAGAAAAUGAUGCGUUAGCAGUGUCUGUGAUUUCGGAAGCUCUCUCAUAUGCCGAGCAUAACAAUACCUUGAAGUUCUGGUUGUGCUGUUGUUGCGGUUCGGAAUUCAGCGACCGCAAAUCCCACAAGUUUCAUGUGUGGACGCACAUUGGCAACCUGGCAACGAAAUUGCGGGAAUUCCUACCAAAAGAGGCGGACAGUAGCUCGGUCGAUAUGAUUCGCAGUGGUUGUUGGAAACCACUUGAUUUCAAUGCAGCUAUGAAAAUUCUCGAAAAUCCUGUCACAUGCCGGUCUCUCAACAUCAACCAAAGAUGGCCAUUGGUUGAUGAUCCCAAACGUGCCAAACACCUUGAAAGUAUUCAGUCCAUGUUUCAGUUGCUUCUCAAGAAUAAGUGUCUAGCUGAUAAUCAUGUAAAGACGGUGAUACGAAAAGCCAUGAAUGGGCUCCGGAGACUAGAUCCAACUUUGGAAUUGCUAGAUCAUGGGCUGGACAAAUCACUUGAAUGCAUUUGCUUCUUGGAUGUAGAGAACCUUACAAAUAUAUUCCUCUACUUGCACGAUCUCUGGAAAUUGUGUCAGUUAGGCAAAGACUCUGAGAAGACCACCUCAGUAGAUGAUACCCAGGGUGUCGACGCCCUGACGAGUAAUGUUCUAAAGGGGAUUAUUCUCAGUGAUGAUUCAAAACAUCUCAUUUUGAAAGAGUUUUUAUGGACAGCUGGGACUGAUUCUAAUAAAGCUGGAAAUGCUGCUCUCAGUGAAGAUGGAGAGCAAGACUGCGAUGAAUUUUUAUUCUGGAUGUUUAGCGAUUCUUCGACUGAUGAGGAAAUCGUAUCACGGACUUGUCAGAGGGCAGAAGAGAGUGGCCCUCAGGGAAUGGAGAUUCUUCAAAAGUUGACGAAGGAGUUUGAUCUCUUCCAGCGCUUCUGCGAGGAGAAAUUUAAGCAUCAGUGGUCUAUAGAUGCUUUCACUGUUCUUGAAGAUCGCUGUCUUAAUGAAAUUGUGAAUAGGCAACUGUACCCUUUGAAAUACGUCCCUCAAAGUUGGAAGGAUUUCUUGAGGAAGCAGCAGAAAGAGCUAGAUGAAAGCAAAGAUGAUGAUCCAGUUCUCGUCGAGAUUGCACAGAAUGCUAUUUCAACUAUUAUUGAAAUAUAUCAGGCUUCGAAUGUUACGUCCAGCAACGAGGAUUUGAGAAUGCAGGACAACCUGCAUCAAGUUGACGAGAGUCUAGUAGUAGUAAUCGGAAAACAAAAGCAGCUUUCAGAUACGGAGACGAGUAGAUUUGAUGCAAGGAUGAUGCAGAAGCUUGAUGCCAUGCAGCAGUUGGAACGUGAGCUUGAGGUCAUCUGUGGCUUUGAUUAUCGGGAAGUUAUGUUACUCCUCGUGAAGAAGUUCGUGCGGCUACGUUUGGAGGAUCAAGCAGGCAAAGAUGCCAAAGAGAAAUCUGAUGCUGCUACCGAAGCACUUUUUGCGGAGCUUGAGCUUGAAGCCAAAAGCAAUGUCAACAAAGGAGUAGGUGAUGAUUCAAAACAGAUACAGGCAAAGUCAAAGAAAAAAAAGAAGAAGAAGGAUUAUAGAAGAGCUAAGAAUCCAGAGGGCGUUGGUCGUGACAAAGAGACUGUCAUUCAUCAGGAAACUGAAGACAAAGCGCGGGUAACACCUAAUCCGCUGCCCCAAUUCCCUAUAUAUGGAUUUUGGCAUUUGACCCAGUCUCUGUUUGUACCUUGCAGCAGUACCUUGGUUGAUGCAACUGCUGUUCAUCAGAGAGUGUCGGUGUUUGCAGCCGCUGAAAGUGUUGAUGAAGUGAAAGAACUAGAAGAUGAGCUUGAAGAAGCUGAAAGACAGCUUGCGGAAAAGGUUGAGUAUCAAAUUCGAAUAGAAAAUGAGGCUAAACAGGAACGCCUUGCAGAUAAAUCUGUGGGUACUUCAGUGGGCUUGCAAUUGCAUACAGGGUCUGUUGAGAGGACUGCAGUCCCUGGCCCAUCAAAUCAAGGAAUUUCGGAGGAUAGUCUUUCACCGAGUGGAAGGCAAGCUCAUAGUCAGAACCCUACCAGUGAUGAACAUUCUCAAACCUUAUCUGAGAAAGAAAAUGAAGCCAGCCUUUCACAAAUUGAAGGCGCAACAAACCAAGGAAUUUCGGAGGAUGGUCUUUCACCAAGUAGAAGGCAAGCUCAUAGUCAGAACCCUGCCAGUGAUGGACAUUCUCAAACCUUAUCUGAGAAGGAACACCAUGAAGACAACCCUUCUCAAAUUGAUGAGGAAAGAUACCAAGCUGACCUUAUAAAAGCAUUACAAGAGAGCCUUGACACGUUCGGAGCACAAAAAGAUUUUCCAGAAGAGAUUUCUACAAAAAAGAACGAUGAUUGUAGGGAUUCACAUUAUGAAGUUGGAAUCAACAUUGAGAGUGGAAGAGGUGCAUUCGGAACAGGGCUGAAAAAUGAAGCUGGUGACUACAAUUGCUUUUUAAAUGUAAUUAUACAGUCCCUGUGGCAUGUUAGACGGUUUCGAGAGGAGUUCCUGAGGACAUCAAAAUCACUGCACCGGCAUGUCGGAGAUCCUUGUGUUGUCUGUGCAUUACAUGAUAUUUUUACAGACCUGAGCAUAACAUCUGCAAAAACACACACAGAAGCAAUUGCUCCUACUUCUCUGAGAAUUGCUUUAGGCAAAUUGUAUCCUAAUAGCAAUUUCUUUCAGGUGGGACAGAUGAACGAUGCUUCUGAAGUACUAGCUGUAAUCUUUGACUGCCUACAUCGGUCAUUUACUUCUAGUUCUGGUGCUUCUGAUUCUAAAUCAGAAAAAAGUAACAUGGGCUCCUGGGAUUGUGCAAGCGAAGUUUGUCUAGCACAUACUCUUUUUGGGAUGGAUAUCUUAGAACAGAUGAAAUGUGACGGCUGCUGUGUGGAGUCUAGAUGUUUAAAGUACACUUCAUUUUUUCACCAUAUCAAUGCCAAUGCACUUCGAACAAUGAAGUAUACAUCUUCAGAUAGCUCUCUUGAUAAGCUUUUGAAGCUUGUGGAGAUGAAUCAUCAGUUAGCUUGUGAUCCAGAGGCUGGUGGCUGUGGAAAGCAGAACUCUAUCCAUCACAUUCUUUCUACAGUUCCGCAUGUAUUCACAACAGUCGUAGGCUGGACGAGUACACAUGAAAGUGAGAAUGAUGUGUCAGCAACAUUGGCAGCCAUUACCACCGAGUUAGAUAUUGGUGUACUGUAUCAUGGCCUGGGUGAGGGGAACAGACAUUGCCUGAUUUCAGUGGUUUGCUAUUAUGGGCAACACUAUUUCUGCUUCGCUUACAGUCAUGAACAUGAACAGUGGGUUAUGUGCAGUGAUACAAUUGUGAAGGUGAUUGGUGGCUGGGAUGAUGUUCUUACCACGUGUAAAGAAGGGAAUAUGCAACCUCAGGUUCUUUUUUUUGAGGCUAUAAAUUAGCUAUUCGGGACUAUAGCUAUCAAUGUCUAUGAGGCCAACACCGUUUCAGCAAGGAGUGACCAAGUUUUACACGGAAUGGAUGCAUAAAGAGUGCUUAUCGUGACAUGAACUAGGAACGGCAAUGACACUACUAGCCUUGAACAUGUGAGGCAGAUUGUUGGGAGGGAAUGGAAUCCUACAGAAGACAAGAUUUGUUUGUGCCACAGCAGUGAACUUUUUUUCCCCCUUUUUCUUUUUACGGUGAGUAGAGGUCUUUACUGUAGCUAUGAUUGUUAUAUGCAUGAUGAUGAUGAUGAUGAAAAAUGUUUCUUUCAAAUUGCCCUCAUUUCAGUUAAAUUCUUGAAUAAACCACAAUUUGAGCAAUCUUCAUCUGUAGAAGAGCAACUGUACAUAUAGACAUUAAUGGAAAAUAAAGAAAUAAGAGAUUGUACAUGUAA